Lolium perenne is the source of this 1407-nucleotide messenger RNA. The record is from RefSeq and is a predicted model, not a curated record. Lineage: Eukaryota; Viridiplantae; Streptophyta; Magnoliopsida; Poales; Poaceae.
AUCUCUCUGGCCCUCACGCUGCCGCCACCUCUCCCCGCCGCCGCGCUCGCUCGAGCUCGCGCGCCGCAACCGCAACCACCUCUCCUCCGCUCGUCGCUCCCGCCGCCGCGCCGCACCGUUGUAGAACCGUCAAACCUCAUCCUCCCAAUGGCCGCCGAACUCUGCAUCCUGUGUUGACCCUGUCCGCGUCCGUCCGGCACUUCCCGUCCACGUCCGGCGCCGGGCUCCUGCGCCGGAAAAGAACUCGCAGCCACCAGGAGGAGGUCGCCGCAGCCAGAAGGGAGCUCGCUGCCGGCUUCUCGAAUCGUCCCCAACCUUGUCUCUCCGUGCCUGAGAAGUCUAUUGUGCUGCCCGCUUCCACCAUCCAAGAGAAUCCUAACAAGAACUGCAUCUGCUACUCACCACGGUUCCUGAACCUGUAGUCGACCAGCGCAUCAAGGAAAAAGAAUGGCAAGGGAAGAAGGGUCAAGCGAGGAGGCUCGCACAUACGAUGAUGUACGUGAGGAACAAGUGGCAAGAAACACUGAGAAAAUGAAGAGUUUGGGGCUUGCUGUUAUUUCUAGUGAGAUGAAAGCAUCAAAGAAGGCUGCUGGAAAACCAAAGAAGAAGAGAGCUUUAGAAGUAGCUAUUCCAGAAUCCACUCGAGUGCUUAGAUCUCAAUCAGUUAUGCACGAGUCUGAUAAUGAAGAAGAUGUUGAUAAUGAACAAGAGCUAGAAGAGAAUGAAGAGCUGGGUUUGGAUGAUCAACAGAAGAAGAAAAAGGAUGGCCGGAAGCGCACUAGAAUGCACACUGUCUAUAACAGGGGCAACCAACCACCAGUUCCAGUGUCUUUUAAUGAAAAAGGACAACCAAAUGGGGACAAUGCCUCAGAAUUUAGCAAUUUCAUUGCUACGCUUGUCAAAACACAUAUCCCUCUUGGACAUGAGGACUGGAGACUUGUUCCAGUAGAAAAGAAGAAUGCAUUAUUGACAACCUUAAGGAAAUACUAUGUUGUUGACGACAAGCUCAAGGACUAUGUCAUGGGAACUUCUCAUAAGAAAUGGCGAGAUUUCAAGGUGGAUUUGAAGAAGAAGUUUUUUAAGCCUGAAAAAACUGAUGAAGAAAUCUUAACUCUUAGGGUUGAGGACAAUAGAGUAAGCUAUGAUGAUUGUGUCUGGCUUAUCAAAUUUUGGAGAAGUGAAGAAGCUGAGAAACGAAGUGAACAAGGAAAAAAGAAUCGAAGUUCUCAAAAGGUAUUGCAUACAUCUGGAAGCAAGAGUCAUGCUCGUGUUGCCGCUGAAAUGCACAAGGAGAAAGGAUAUGCUCCUCGCAGAGAUGAAGUGUUUGUCCGAACACACAUAAGCAAAAGAGAUGAAACUACUAUGAUCUGCAGAAACAUCAAAAAAGGACAUAGAUACUGCGAUUGA